Closterium sp. NIES-65 is the source of this 720-nucleotide messenger RNA. The record is from the annotation of a GenBank genome assembly. NCBI's taxonomy places the organism in Eukaryota, Viridiplantae, Streptophyta, Zygnematophyceae, Desmidiales, Closteriaceae.
AUGGGAGGUUUCAAGGCCGCCACUACGCUGCUCGUUGUCGCCAUCCUCAUCGGUACGCCUCCCCCCUCUCUCCCUCAUCGCCUCCCCACUCCCUCCCCCGUCGCCUCCCCCCACCCUCACAUAGCCCCAAGUGACGUGGGAUUGUUACUGGCGCGAGGAGCAUCUGCCGCGUACGCCGCGACUGCCGGCGCUGGCAGCGAUUCGACUGGUGCAGGCACGAGCGCGACGACGACAACCAGUGGUAGGGGCGCGAUCGCGAGAAAGGGGGUGCCGGUUUACGCGGAGCGGCGUGGAAGCGACGCCUCUGGUACUACUACGGGCGCGAGCGAGACGACUACUGGUGGUAGAAGCGCGGCGAGCGAGUCGUGGGUGACGAGCGCGCCAACUGGCAGGCCCGCGGCGCGCGAGACGGUUCCCGCGGAGGUGCGCGUGGGCUCGGUGAUGCUCCUCGGCUCUCUCACACAGCCCCGCUCCGUCUCCUUCGACUUUGCGCGCUGCGUUAGCGCGCCUGAAAUCGCGAGCGGCGGCGCGACGGACGCGCUGGUGUGGUGGGACGUGUUUUCGGAUCGCACGGUGUGCAACGCGGUGCAGCUGUUCGCGUCGCCCGACUGCUCGGGUACUGCAGCGGCGAAACACCUGUUCAAUGGGUACAUGAGCCCUCCCGACUGCUCGGGUGCACCAGCUGCAAAGUACCCGUUCAUGCCGUACGGCAUGAGGUGA